Aspergillus glaucus CBS 516.65 is the source of this 1275-nucleotide messenger RNA. RefSeq names its product FAD-dependent oxidoreductase. Gene Ontology annotation, molecular function: FAD binding; D-amino-acid oxidase activity. The transcript is spliced from 3 exons. The record is from RefSeq and is a predicted model, not a curated record. NCBI's taxonomy places the organism in Eukaryota, Fungi, Ascomycota, Eurotiomycetes, Eurotiales, Aspergillaceae. The coding region runs from base 86 to 1144 and encodes 352 amino acids.
CGGGGUUGACAGGUCCUCUUAUCACCUCGGCUUUCCACCCCAUACUCACUCGCAACCACGAUUGUACAAAACAAUAACCACUAGAAUGCCAUCAGAAACAAUCGUCGUAGUCGGCGCCGGCAUCAUCGGCCUAACAACAGCCCUCACCCUCCAAACCCACCUGCAACCAACGCAAUCCAUCCUCCUAAUCGCACGCGACUUCCCCAGCACAACAUCCCUAAACUACGCCUCCCCCUGGGCCGGUGCGCACUACCGCCCAAUCCCCGGAAAAACACCCCAAGCCCUCCGCGAAAGCGCCCAAGCGCGCCGCACCUACGCGGCAUUCAAGAAACUCGUUUCCCAGGAACCUGCUGCGGGAAUUAAGGAGGUAGAGGGGAUUGAGUAUCUGGAGAAUCCGCCGGAGGAGUAUUUGGAGAGGAAGGGGGUUGAGGAUGCGUAUUCGUCGUAUUUGGAUGGGUUUCGCGAGUUGGGAUCUGGGCAGGAUGGUAGGUUACCGGAUGGAGUGAAAUGGGGUGUGAGGUAUAAGACGUUUGUGGUGAACUCGCCGGUUUACUGUGCGCAUUUGCUGCGACGGUUUGUGUUGAAUGGUGGGCGGAAGAUGACGUACGAUCUUGCGGGUUUAAACGAGGCGUUUUACCUCGACGCGAAUGUGAAGACAGUGGUAAACUGUUCUGGGAUGGGGCUUAAUGACCCCAAAUCAUUUAUCAUUCGAGGCCAAACCUGCCUUGUCCGCAACCCGUGCCCAAUAACCCUCACCCGCCAAAACUCCGACGGAACUUGGUCCUUUUGCAUCCCUCGUCCUCUAGACGGUGGUACAAUCAUCGGGGGCACCAAAGAGCCUGACAACUGGGAUCCCAAUCCCUCACCAGAAACGCGGGCGAAACUCCUCUCCAACGCGGCCAAGUGGUUCCCGUUUACGGCAGAGAGUAAGGGGCAGUUUGACGUCAUGAGGGAUAUUGUGGGAAGGAGACCGGCGAGGGAGGGGGGUGUGAGGAUUGAGGUUGAGAGAAUUGUCGAUGGGAAGACGGUUGUUCAUGCUUAUGGGGCUGGGGGAAGGGGGUUUGAGUUGUCUGUUGGGGUUGCGGAGGAUGUGGUAGGUUUGAUGUUUGAGAAGGGUAUCUUGCGGACUAAAGCAUUGUUAUAGAGCCUUGUAUAUACUACUGCAUAUUGACUGUUUAAACCUGAGUACCAAUAGACCGUCGCAUCUUGAUCAUAAAGUUCAUUUAGUUUACCAAACACUUUUAGGAACAAGCUGGAUAUAACAGAACAUCGCUU